AUGUUUAGAAAGAGCUCCGCCAUCCUGCUGGUUGCAGCAUUUCUAGAGGCAUUGCCGGCAAGCGUUGGUGGCUUCUAUACCAAAAACUCUCCAGUUCUUCAAGUGGAUGAGAGCAAUUAUGACAACCUGAUCGCGAAGUCAAACCAUGCUUCAAUCGUAGAAUUCUACGCUCCAUGGUGUGGACAUUGCCAGAACCUGAAGCCAGCAUACGAAAAAGCGGCCAAGAGUCUUCAAGGACUAGCUAAAGUUGCUGCUGUUAAUUGCGAUGACGAUUCGAACAAACCAUUCUGUGGCAGGAUGGGAGUCAAAGGGUUUCCUACACUUAAAGUGAUAACGCCAUCGAAGCACCCAGGAAAACCACUAGUCGAGGAUUACCAAGGCGCCAGAACAGCGAAAGCCAUAGUUGACUUCGUAGUUGACAGGAUACCAAAUCAUGUCAAACGAAUUAAAGAUAAAGAACUCGAUAGUUGGCUGAAGGAAGCCAAUGACACUGCGAAGGCUAUCCUAUUCACGGAGAAAGGCACUACUAGUGCACUUCUCCGAUCGUUGGCUAUAGACUAUCAUGGGUCUAUCAGCGUGGCCCAAAUUCGUAGCAAAGAGACCGCAGCUGUGGAAAUGUUCGGUAUCACCAAAUUCCCUACACUUGCACUACUUCCCGGUGGAAGCAAGGAAGCUAUAAUCUACGAUGGAGAGAUGAAAAGAAACCCCAUGUUCGAAUUCCUCAACCAAGUAGCCGAGCCUAAUCCAGAGCCCGUGCAGGCCAAAUCCAAGCAGACCACGAAAGCUGGCAAGGCCACCACCUCCACUUCCACGCCCUCUGAUAGCGAUGCCACUACUUCAUCCACAGCCACCGAAUCUCCCGAAUCGAGUUCUAAAGAUCCAUCUUCUACAUCACCCAAGCCCCGUCCUAUACCCAGUAUAUUCAGCGACUCAAUGCUGAGAGAGUCUUGUCUUGCUCCGAAAACUGGAACUUGUGUCCUCGCACUCGUGGGAGUGCCUGAGGAUCUAUCGACUGACUCCGUUCCUUCAACGACAGUACUCCAGGCGCUUGGCAGCCUUGCUGAGAUUUCCCAGAAACACUCUUUGAGAAAAUCACACCUGUUUCCGUUCUACACUGUGCCAAGUAGUUUGAAGGAUGUUGAUAUGUUAAAGACUAAGCUGGAUCUCACACGUGACAUCGACAUUGAUGUCAUCGCUGUUAAUGUCAAACGAGGUUGGUGGCGACGGUAUGAUGCUGGGGACGAUGGCGACUGGAGCGUUGCCAAACUUGAGGCAUGGAUUGAUGCUAUUCGUAUGGGUGAAGGGACCAAAAGGAAGCUGCCAGAGGGUAUGGUACCUGAUGAGGAGGAAAAGGGAGGGCCUGAGGACGGAGCCGAGAGAGAACAGAAGAAAGAAUCUGGAGAGGAGCCAGAGCAGAAACCUGUCAAGGAAGAGCAUACUGGCCACAGUGAGCUGUGA
Histoplasma mississippiense is the source of this 1458-nucleotide messenger RNA. RefSeq lists its product as hypothetical. NCBI's taxonomy places the organism in Eukaryota, Fungi, Ascomycota, Eurotiomycetes, Onygenales, Ajellomycetaceae. Gene Ontology annotation, cellular component: endoplasmic reticulum lumen. Gene Ontology annotation, biological process: response to endoplasmic reticulum stress. Bases 1 to 1458 code for a protein of 485 amino acids. Gene Ontology annotation, molecular function: protein-disulfide reductase activity; protein disulfide isomerase activity. The transcript is spliced from 3 exons. The record is from RefSeq and is a predicted model, not a curated record.